Messenger RNA from Cylas formicarius (sweet potato weevil), 1226 nucleotides. RefSeq names its product evolutionarily conserved signaling intermediate in Toll pathway, mitochondrial (gene ECSIT). The record is from RefSeq and is a predicted model, not a curated record. Bases 69 to 1226 code for a protein of 385 amino acids. Lineage: Eukaryota; Metazoa; Arthropoda; Insecta; Coleoptera; Brentidae. Gene Ontology annotation, molecular function: protein binding. Gene Ontology annotation, cellular component: mitochondrion. The transcript has a single exon.
CCCCAUUUUAUAAGCUUAUAAAAUGUAAAAAGUUAUGAAUUAAUUUAACAGUUUCCGAUACUAUUAAAAUGAUUUUAAGGAAGCUUUUGAGAUGUGUCGUAAUUUUAAGUAAAUGUAGAACCCAAAGCGCCAAUGUAUUUUCCGGAGCUGCUCAAUACGUCCACACGUCCGUCGGAUAUUUAGAAAAGGCCGACGACAAGAGUUUAGUUGUACAAGACAUGUUUGAAAGCGUUCGAGAAAAAAACAAGAACACUUAUUUGGAUAUGAUAAGGAUCUACGUUAACCGCGAGCAUGUAUACCGCAGGGGACACGUCGAAUUCAUUUACGCCGCGUUGAAAAACAUGGAAGAAUUUGGGGUGCAUAAAGAUUUAGAAGUGUAUAAGUCAUUGAUAGACGUAUUGCCGAAAGGCAAAUUGGUAGCAAAAAAUAUUAUCCAAGCCGAAUUUAUGCAUUAUCCGAAACAGCAACAGUGUGUAAUUGAUGUUUUGUCUCAAAUGGAAGAGAACGGGGUUAUUCCCGAUAGCGACAUGGAAACUCAGUUAAUUAGUAUAUUCGGUCAAUACGGGUACCCGCUGCGCAGAUAUUGGAGAAUGAUGUACUGGAUGCCAAAGUUUAAAAACCUCUCGCCAUUUCCAUUGCCAGAACCUUUACCGAAAGACACAUUCGAGUUAGCGCGGUUGGCUAUUGAACGGAUCAGCGGUGUCGACAUCACCAAUAGGGUGAAUGUUUAUCAAUCGGCCGACAUAAAAGACUCGAUAGAUGACACUUGGAUAAUAAGCGCCCAAAGCAAAACUCAGAAGCGAUUGCUCGGGGAGAACAAACCUGAGGACCCGGUGUUUGUGGAGGGUGCGUUCACCGUGUGGAUCAAGGGCAACCCGAUCAACUAUUUUAUUUUACGUGGCAACGCUAGGCCCGUAUCGGACGAUUUGGUCGAUACCGAUGACGUGAGCAAAAUAAGUACCUCCGUGUUUAAUUUUAGCCCUCCCAUUCAACAGACAUACUUGAAAGUGGUGCCUAGUGUUCACGAACAAGAGGACGGUGUUGUGUACGCGUUGUGCGCGACCGGUACUUCCAGUAAAGAUUCACUUCUGUCUUGGAUUAGACAUUUGGAGAGGGACGGAAACCCAGUUCUGAUAAAUUUGUCGGUAGUUUUUACGUUGAAAUCUGGCACUAGCGAAAUCGCGAAUGUCGAGGAUGGAACCAAGGAGAAAGUUGCAGAUAAAUAA